Molecule: messenger RNA, 1814 nt
Organism: Eutrema salsugineum
Lineage: Eukaryota; Viridiplantae; Streptophyta; Magnoliopsida; Brassicales; Brassicaceae
Product: UDP-glucose 6-dehydrogenase 1
Exons: 2
Coding region: 196-1641 (481 amino acids)
Biological process (GO): glycosaminoglycan biosynthetic process
Cellular component (GO): cytosol; nucleus
Molecular function (GO): UDP-glucose 6-dehydrogenase activity; NAD binding
Source: RefSeq, a predicted model, not a curated record
ACUUUACUUUAUAUAACUCAGAAGAGGAAGACAUCUUCUCUGCCACUUCCAUCGUCUUCGCCGGAACAAGCUCUUUUGCUUCUUUUCUCUCAUCAUUCUUCACCGUAACCCAUCACUCUCUCUCUCGCCCUUGUUCACUCACAAGUCUCAAGGAUCAGUACCCGGAAGGAGCAGUUUAAAAAAAAAAAUCAGAAAAUGGUGAAAAUAUGCUGCAUUGGCGCUGGCUACGUGGGUGGUCCAACCAUGGCGGUUAUGGCUCUUAAGUGCCCUGAGAUUGAAGUAGCCGUUGUCGACAUCUCUGAACCAAGGAUCAAUGCCUGGAACAGUGAUAAGCUUCCUAUCUACGAGCCAGGCUUGGAGGAUGUGGUGAAACAAUGCAGAGGGAAAAACCUCUUCUUUAGCACAGACGUGGAGAAACAUGUCUUCGAGAGUGACAUUGUGUUUGUCUCAGUCAACACUCCAACCAAAACGCAAGGUCUUGGUGCUGGAAAAGCUGCUGACCUUACUUACUGGGAGAGUGCUGCUCGGAUGAUCGCUGAUGUCUCAAAAUCUAGCAAGAUCGUUGUUGAGAAAUCCACUGUUCCUGUGAGAACAGCAGAGGCAAUCGAAAAGAUACUGACUCAUAACAGCAAAGGCAUAGACUUUCAGAUUCUCUCUAACCCUGAGUUUCUUGCUGAGGGUACUGCUAUUAAGGACCUUUAUAACCCAGACCGUGUGCUAAUUGGUGGUAGGGAUAAUGCAGCUGGGCAAAAGGCCAUUGAAGCUCUGAGAGAUGUUUAUGCUCAUUGGGUUCCAGUGGAACGCAUCAUUUGCACUAACCUCUGGUCAGCUGAGCUCUCUAAGCUUGCAGCAAAUGCAUUCUUGGCUCAGAGGAUAUCAUCUGUCAAUGCCAUGUCGGCUCUUUGUGAGGCAACCGGCGCUGACGUCACGCAGGUUGCGCACGCCGUGGGUACGGAUACUAGGAUUGGUCCCAAGUUCUUGAACGCAAGUGUUGGUUUUGGUGGAUCAUGUUUCCAAAAGGACAUAUUAAACCUUAUCUAUAUCUGUGAAUGCAACGGCUUGCCCGACGCAGCUAACUACUGGAAACAAGUCAUAAAGGUGAACGACUAUCAGAAAAUCCGGUUUGCAAACCGGGUUGUUUCUUCAAUGUUUAACACGGUCUCGGGAAAGAAGAUAGCGAUCCUCGGUUUUGCCUUCAAGAAGGACACAGGUGACACUAGAGAGACUCCUGCAAUUGAUGUUUGUAACAGAUUAGUAGCUGACAAGGCCAAGCUGAGCAUAUACGACCCACAAGUCGUUGAAGAACAGAUCAAGAGAGAUCUUUCCAUGGCUAGGUUUGACUGGGACCACCCGGUUCCUCUUCAGCAGUUUAAAGCGGAAGGUAUCUCAGAGCAAGUGAGUGUCGUCUCAGAUGCUUACGAGGCGACUAAAGAUGCGCACGGCCUUUGUGUCUUAACCGAGUGGGAUGAGUUUAAGUCCUUAGACUACAAGACAAUCUUUGACAGUAUGCAGAAGCCUGCUUUUGUUUUUGAUGGUAGGAACGUUAUUGAUGCAGUGAAGCUGCGUGAGAUUGGGUUUAUCGUCUAUUCCAUUGGUAAGCCGCUUGAUUCAUGGCUCAAGGACAUGCCUUCUGUGGCAUGAAGGUGCCAACUUCGACCAAACUAUAUGCCUUUUCUAAUAUAAUAUAGUAUUGAAUUCCUUUUUGAUUCCUGAUUCUUAUUGUAACGUCUGAAUCUGAACAAUGAUGAUACAGAAAGUGUCUGAAUCUCCUAAGUUGGAAGAGUAUAUUUAUAAAAACUUAUAGUUUAUAUCAA